ACACUAUCGCACCGUAUCCAUAUGCUCCGAGCUCGGCUCAAAUUGAGCUGCUCAAUCUCAAUGGUUGUCAGGUCAGUUGCCAGUUGUUUGGCGGAGCAGCACUGGUGCAGUACGCUGCAAGUAUCGGAUGCAUUUAAAGUUAUUGAAACUAAGUUGGUCGUAUAAAAUAUUCCUUCAACCAAUGAAUAUGUCACAUAACUUUAUUAUAGAAACUUUAUUGGUAUAGUAUAACAUGGCAAAUUUGAAGAAAAAUAGUAGUUGGCUACAGCCAGCAUUUGGUGAUGAACCAACUAAAAAAUUGCCAAGGAGAAAACAAAACAUUUCACUUGAAGGAACUAGUAAUCGUUUACAAGUAUCAAGAAGUUACGAUAUAAUUCCUAAGAAGAAAAAUACCAAUAGUCUUUCUGCAUUGUUCCAAGCUUGUGAACCAAAGAAUUCUUCUGAAUUGGUGAUCAGUAGACAGAAAAGGCAAGAGAUUUCAGGUUGGUUACAAUGUCGAGUAAAAAGAGGCAGGCCAGCUGCGUUAAUUUUAUCUGGUCCAUCUGGCUGUGGGAAAUCAACAGCUAUUAAAGUUCUUGCGAAGGAAAAUGGUUUCAGUAUUACAGAGUGGAUUACUCCUAUGGAUCAAGUUGUGGAUGAAUACAAUAAUAUAAUGAGACAAGGGGAUAGGUUUGAAGAAUUUUUAAUCAGAGCUACUAGGUACACUUCAAUCCUAAGUAGCUAUUCUAGUCGUUUACUUCUUGUAAAAGAUUUCCCAAAUGUCUACUUUCGAGAUAAAGAGAGUUUCUUUUCCCUUUUGGAAAAAUAUUUUGAGAUGGGGAAGGAACCCAUAGUUUUCAUAUGUGGAGAUACAACAAAUUCAAAAAUGCUCCAAACAUUGUUUCCCAAUAAUAUAAGAGAGAGAUUUGGUAUCGAUUCGAUUAACCUGAAUGCUGUUACACAAGCAGCGAUGAAAAACGCUUUAAAACGUAUUGCUACUGUUUUAAAUUCAACAGCUGGGUACAUGUUACACGUUUCUCAGCAGCAAGUUGAUGAAGUAUUAUCGAAUCAUCUGGGAGAUAUUAGAAAUGUCGUCCUAAAUCUCAUUUUCAUUUCAUUGAAAGUACCUGGAGAACAAGAAGGUAAAUGCAAUUCUCGUGAAGAAAAUUUGGGACUUCUCCAUGGAAUCGGACGGAUAAUUAAUCCAAAAAGAAUUCAGACCGAAAACGGCUGGAGAUUCGCCCACAAUCCUGAUGAUAUAGCAGCUUACUUCGAAUCACAAGCGACAAUAUUUUUAAAUUUCCUUCAAGAAAAUUAUUUAAAUACUUUGAAAGGGAUACAGGAAGCAAACGACUGUGCAGAUAUUUUGAGUGUAGCGGACGUUUUGAACGCUGAAUGGCGAGAUCCCAAUUUAACAAAGCUCACUUUAUCUUUAUGCGUUCGAGGUAUGAUGGUGAUUAAUGAAACCCCAGUUUCUGGAUGGAAUCCUGUAAGGAAGCCACGAAAUGAACAAACGGAAAUGCGAAGGUGUUUGGCAACUGCCGAAACUCGGUGGUACGAGACUCUAAUCAAAUCAAAGUCGAAAGGCGUAAUGGAAUCGUCCGCUAUUGACAUCGACGGUAUUAUUGAAUGAAGAAAAAAUAAAGAAAAAAAAAUAAAGAGAUUCAUUAAAGUUGAGUUUAUGAAAAAGGAACAUUUACCACGUAGAUUUAUUUAUAACUUAUUUUCUACUACAGUUAUAUGAAUGAAAAAUAUAGAAAUUGAACCACACAGAUUUCAUUAAGAUUUCUUAUGUUUUGUUAAAUAUUUAUACAUGAAUAAUAUUAUUUCUUACUAUAAUUUAUUGUUUAAUAUCAGUAUCAACGCAGAGAAAAAGACUUACGCGACUUAUGUUGCGAUAGAUGCAAUAAAAAUAUAUGCAAUUUACAUGCCUUAAUCGAACUGCUUUAUUACAAAUAUCUUUCCCUAAUAAAAAUUCUUGGCAGUUA
Messenger RNA from Ceratina calcarata, 1967 nucleotides. RefSeq names its product Rad17 checkpoint clamp loader component (gene Rad17). The record is from RefSeq and is a predicted model, not a curated record. Gene Ontology annotation, biological process: mitotic DNA replication checkpoint signaling; DNA damage checkpoint signaling; DNA repair. NCBI's taxonomy places the organism in Eukaryota, Metazoa, Arthropoda, Insecta, Hymenoptera, Apidae. Gene Ontology annotation, molecular function: DNA clamp loader activity; chromatin binding. The transcript has 9 exons. The coding region runs from base 233 to 1612 and encodes 459 amino acids.